UCACCUCCGCCCGCGGCCCCGGGCGGUACCCUCACCGCCGGGCCCACCGCGCCCCCUCGCUGCCUCGCCCCCACAAACAGCCGACCGCCCCGCGCCCAGACACACACACACGAGCGCAGCGCACGCAGCCUGCAGGCAGAGGACUGCUCUCCUCUGCGCGAAGCGAGGCGCGGUGGCCGGUGCUGGGGCGAGGGAAGCGAGGCGGGUUGGGGUCGGCGGCCGCCUCCGCUGUCUCAGUCGGCGGGAGCAGGAGGUGCGCGGCGCGGGGAGCUGACGGUCCCGACCGACCGGCACCACGGCGGCCGCGGCGGAGGCCAUCGGCGGGGGCGGGGACCCCGAGGCCGCGGCGAGGCGGCGCUGGGAUCUGCCCGGCAAGGUGGCCGGGAACAUUGCAAUGGGGAAAAUUGAUAUGUCUACUGACGAAGAAUCAGAUUGUGUAGCUAUAUGUCCACCUAACAGAAAUGCUGGUCACGAGGAAGUUGUGAGUGGCAGCCAUGAUGAAGAUUCUUCAGGAAAGCAAGAGAACCCUUAUGCUGUGAACUCACAUAUGGACAGCAAUGGCCAGGAAGAUGUGUCUGUAAACCUAGACCUGCUCAAGCUGAUUCAUCAGCAGGAAUCUUCUGUCAGCAAUUCACCAACAAAGCCUGCAGUAGCUAGACAGCAAGGGUCUGGCCAUACUGUCCUUGAGCCAUGCGCUGUUGCACCUGAAAGAAGAUCAUCUGGAGCAGGGAAUAUUGCUCGAAUUCCUCAUCCCACCAGCAGCGGGGAAAAACUUUCGGAUAAAAGUAGCUCCUCACCAAGAAGCAUGGCAAAGAAGAGUCCAUCAUUCACACCCAGGAAGCCUCUCCAAUCUGACAACACUUCUCACAGUCAAGAUGAUGACUCAUAUUCUGUCACUUCUUCAACUGUAACUUCAGCAAGAGCUGGGAAAACUAAGAAGACAACUGUUGCUGUUGCACCUACAUUCGUCUGUGCUAAUCGUGCUGAGAAGAGAGGAGAGUUUUACACAAAAUUAGAAGAAAAACGCAAGGCUUUGGAAGAGGAGAAACUCCAAGCAGAGGCCAGAAAGAGGGAAGAGGAAGAAGAAGCUCUAAGACAACUGAGGAAGAACUUGGUCGUCCGAGCAAAACCCAUGCCAAGCUUCUACCAAGAGGGACCCCCACCAAAGGUUGAACUUAAGAAGGUGCCUCCAACUCGUGCCAAGUCACCAAAAUUGACACGGAGAAAGAGCUGCAGUGAAACCCCUCAUACACCAGAGGGAGGAAAUGGCAGUGCAGUAUGCUGCCGGUUGCAUCGCCACAGCAUUGGGAACGCCAGAGAUGUUAGCAGCAAGGCACAAUGUUCUCCAAAGAGCGCCUCAAAGGCUGGAUCAGCUACUAGAUCCAGGGUCACCAAAUCCAGGGAAGACCUGAAGGCUUCCGUGAAGAAAGUGGGACUGCCAAGCGCCGCGAACUUCGCUGUACAAACCUAACUCAUCAGGCAUUCACUCCCAUAUGCCAUUUUUCAUUUUAAUUUAUACCUCACAUCACCAAAAAGAUGGCCUCGUGUUAUUUUUGCAUUGUCCUUGUAAGAACCUGGCUACCAGAGACCUGCGCUGUUCCCGUCCUGUAAAUUUGUUGAAGGUUUUGUAAGGGGGUAACCGAGUCAGUCCUGUGAGAACCAAGCGGGUGGGCAGCUGAUGGGAUAUUGGAGUGACAUAUUGUCGUUGUGUGGCGGCAUUCGCGCGUUCUAUGUAUUGUAUCUGAGCUGUAACUUAUUGUGGACAUUGGCAAAGCGAUUCUGAUUGUUGUC
Zea mays is the source of this 1791-nucleotide messenger RNA. RefSeq lists its product as uncharacterized. Gene Ontology annotation, molecular function: microtubule binding. Gene Ontology annotation, biological process: microtubule cytoskeleton organization. NCBI's taxonomy places the organism in Eukaryota, Viridiplantae, Streptophyta, Magnoliopsida, Poales, Poaceae. The record is from RefSeq and is marked validated.